AGGAAUCGUCUCUAAUGAAGAUCAAGAUGUAUUGUAGAGCAGCUAGAGUCCCAUCUUCCAUUUUUACGUUUUAGUUUUCCCCCGACAAUAAAAAUAAAUAGAGAAAAUAGAGAAUGACGAUGCUUUCCCCGAAGCGACGUCGCGUCGACGACGACGCCGAUGCGUCUGGCGAUCAUGAUGAUCUCCACAAAGACUCUAGCAUCAGAAAUGCCGACAAACCUACGACAGCCACCACAAAUAACUCAGCCAAGCGGCACGGUUACGACUGGUACAGCAACACUUUAGGCCAACCACGUCACAUCUGUGCACCUAUGGUAGACCAGAGUGAACUACCUUUCCGUCUUUUGUGUAUAGACUACGACACAGAUGUCUGCUACACGCCAAUGAUCAACUCGAAGAUGGUCCUACAAAGUGUGGGUGGAGGACUGUUUGAAGACUUGCGUGGUAAUCAUGUUGAAGGAUGUGACCAGUUCUUUGAGUCGCGGCUUCAAGAAAGCAGUGCGUAUCAAGCGAUGGCACAGCAGUUUAAUCCAGUAGUGGAGAUGUUUCCAAGAUGGGGAGACCGAGGUGAAGAGUGUGGCAACGACGGGAUGCACGUUGGACCGACCAGCGCGUCGGCUUCCUGUAGCAGCUCCAGCAAUAAGUUCCUCGAUCGCGAAUUUUCGACCUCCGAUUUAGAAAAGAAUCGUGUCAUUGCCCAGUUCUGUGGUGACAAUCCGAACACUGUCCUUGCCGCCGCCAGACUCGUGGAACCUUUUGUCGCAGGCAUAGAUUUGAACUGCGGUUGUCCGCAAGGCAUCGCCAAAAAAGGACACUACGGCGCUUACUUGUUGCAAGAGCCGGACUUGAUCACGAGUAUCAUCUCGAAAUUGCACACAGGUCUAAGAAAAGUUCCAGCCACCUGUAAAAUCCGAAAAGUGAACAACAGCAACAGCUACCAGGAGACGAUGAACUUGGUUCAGCAACUCGUAGAUGCUGGUGUCUCCGCAGUAACGAUUCACGGUAGAACGAAAGAAGAAAAGGGACAGCACACCAGAGCUGCGGAUUGGGAAUGUGCUAAAUUGUUGAAAGAAAGAUUUGGAAAGAAAAUUCCGAUCUUCUGCAAUGGUGGGAUCGAACACUAUGGAGACGUAUUACGCUGUUUCGAAGAAACGAAAUGCGAUGCAGUGAUGAGUAGUGAAGGACUGUUGGAAGAUCCACAAUUGUUUGCGAAGGGACUGCGCGAUCCAGCAGCUUUGACCACCUCACCCAGAGUCCCUCAGGACAUCAUCUUCGAGCAGUACUGCUAUUAUGCCAAGCGCACUGGAACGAAGCUAAAAACCGUCAAAGCCCAUUGCUUCCACAUGUUGUACGCAGGAUUGCAGACGUUCACAGAUCUGAGGGCGAAAGUUGGUCGUGCGAAAUCGAUCGAGGAGCUCGAAUCUGUUGUGGUGAACGAAUUGAGGCCAGCACGCAUAUCCUGGGAACAGCGAAAGAAACAAGUUGGAGAAGCUGCGAAGAUGCUGAGUUCUGAGCAGGCGAAGAUAGUAGACUUGGACGCGGUGAUUACUACAACGACGACGAAUGAAACAGAUGCAUCAGUUUCAGCAACAACAGCUGUUUCUUCUUCAUCUGCGACAACCACAACCACAACUACCUCUACUUCGACUUCGACUACUACUUCCACUGACAUCAACGAUUUGCCUGAAGGCAUCGCGAAUGUGCUGCAGUCCCUCGACGAAUUUCCGAAUUUAGGCUGGUAUCGGAGGUACAGGAAUCCUAUUGGCGGUAAGAAGAAGGACAAGCCGCUAAGGAAAGAUGAGAUUCUUGAUGUAGACGGGGAGAAGGAAAGAAGUCCUGAAAAGGUUGUAACGGUGGGUGGGGCAUGAUUCGAUCUUCACGACUCUUUCUUUUGUUCAUCUAAGCAAAACGUGUCUCCACUAUUUCUUGAAACCCCUUAUAAUUGACUCCACCUUUUCAGACGAUCUAAUGCGAACUGGGUGCAAAGCGCCUUAUUUCUGCAGCAGCUUGACAUGAUUGAUCUUGGAAAGAACCCGUGGAAAUGAAGACGAU
This is a messenger RNA of Amoebophrya sp. A25, 2052 nucleotides long. NCBI's taxonomy places the organism in Eukaryota, Dinophyceae, Syndiniales, Amoebophryaceae. The record is from the annotation of a GenBank genome assembly.